AUGCUCACUGUAUCUCUUGCUGAGAGAGCCCUUUAUGCCUUCGUAUUCGUCUCGAUCGUCUCGCAUUUUGUGUAUGCACGAUGGAUCCGUUGCUGGUCCCGCGUUCAUCAUCCGCCUGGCCCUAGUCCUCUUCCCCUGCUAGGAAAUGUUUAUCAGCUCCCGGAUGGUCACAAGGAGAAGACCAUGAGUGAUUGGGCGGUGGUUUUCGGAAAGCUCGUCUACGUAUCGUUCUUCCGAACGCGCGUGCUGAUUGUCAGCUCCCUCGAUGUUGCACAGGAGAUCAUGGAAAAGAGAAGCAUGCACUAUUCUGACAGGCCACGUCUUGUUCACAUGCAAGAGAUGAUGCAAUGGACAUCUCACCUAGGGUAUGCCGCAUCAAGCGAGGACUUCCGCAAGCACCGAAAGUGGCUACAGAGCGCGUUUCUCGCUCAUAACUCCCUUGUCAAAUAUCGCCCGAUACAGCUAAGGGAGGUGCGCGUUCUAUUAGACGGCAUGAGCGGCAGUUCCAGUCAAUUUGAGCAACACUUGAAUCGAUUUAUUGGUGCCAUCCUAAUGGAAGUGGUGUACGGUUAUACUGUGACUUCAGCGGACGAUAAAUUCCUCAAAUAUGGUUCUGAAGUCAUGGAAGAGGUCGCUCAUGCCGGAUAUCCCAGCCUAUCGCCUCCAGACUGGCUUCCGUUCCUCAAAUACGUGCCUACUUGGUUGCCGUUCGGAAAGUACAGGAAGGAAUCGGAACGUUUCAAAGACCUGGUGCGGAAAAUGCGAGCUGAUCCCUAUGAUUACGUCCGAAAGACUAUGGCAGCUGGCACUGCACCCUCAUCGUUCACUUCAACUCUGGUAGAAGAGGCUGUGCGCACAAAUCUUCUCACUCUACAAGAAGAAGAAGACAUCAAGGACAUGGCUACUCUAGUCUAUGGAGGCGGCAUGGAUACUACAGUCUCAACCCUAUCCGCAUUCGUCCUAGCAAUGGUGCUUAAUCCUCGGGUGCUCAAGAAGGCACAGGAAGAAAUGGACUACGUCGUCAAUCAAGACCGUCUUCCAGACUUUAGUGAUCGCAAUUCACUACCUUAUUUGGAGUGCAUUAUCAAGGAAGUAUAUCGAUGGCAUGUUGUCGCUCCACUCGGUGUUCCCCACCAGUCAACAAUAGACGACAAAGUUAGAGGCUUCGAUAUCCCCGGAAAGACCGUUAUCAUCCCAAACCUAUGGGCUAUCAGUCGAGAUCCUGAGCGAUAUCCAGACCCUGAAACCUUCUACCCCGAGAGAUUCGAACAUGCGAGGGCAGGGUCGAUCCCACAAACGGAUCCUCGAAAGUUUAUUUUUGGCUUUGGUCGACGGAUUUGUCCCGGCCGUUUACUGGCGGAUGCGAACAUAUGGUUGGCCAUCGCAAACAUGGUAGCUACGCUGGACAUUGGUAAAGCUCGAGACAGUGCCGGAAGCGAGAUCGAGCCGAGAGUGGAGAGUACCUCCGGGUUUAUAAGCCAUUUCGAAGACUACAUGUCCGAUAUAAAGCCUCGCUCGGAGAAUGCGGCACAGCUGAUCGCAGCCGCUGCGGUGUAAGCUCCUCUUCUGAUUACUCAGUGCAUCUGCCCUUCUGCGCUUCAUUUGUGCCAAUUGACAAGAUGUAAACCAUGUG
Messenger RNA from Postia placenta MAD-698-R-SB12, 1633 nucleotides. RefSeq lists its product as hypothetical. Gene Ontology annotation, molecular function: monooxygenase activity; iron ion binding; heme binding. Bases 1 to 1557 code for a protein of 518 amino acids. The record is from RefSeq and is a predicted model, not a curated record. The transcript has 13 exons. Lineage: Eukaryota; Fungi; Basidiomycota; Agaricomycetes; Polyporales; Adustoporiaceae.